Messenger RNA from Ascochyta rabiei, 2073 nucleotides. RefSeq lists its product as uncharacterized. Bases 1 to 2073 code for a protein of 690 amino acids. Gene Ontology annotation, biological process: arachidonate metabolic process. The record is from RefSeq and is a predicted model, not a curated record. Gene Ontology annotation, cellular component: membrane. The transcript is spliced from 2 exons. NCBI's taxonomy places the organism in Eukaryota, Fungi, Ascomycota, Dothideomycetes, Pleosporales, Didymellaceae.
AUGGAGCCGCUCACCAUGGAAAGGAGUCCUCGGGCGCCUCUGCGAUUGCUCUCACUAGAUGGAGGAGGCGUGCGAGGCUUGUCGUCCCUCAUGGUGCUACGAGACUUGAUGCAAAGCAUAGCUCUCGAAGAAAAGAGAUUGGGACGCCGAGCACAAAGCGACCACGGAGCAUUGAAACCAUGCGACUAUUUCGACCUUAUCGGUGGCACAUCAACAGGUGGUAUCAUCGCAAUACUUCUUUCGCGGCUGCGACUCAACUGCGAACAGUGCAUAGAAAUUUACUUGAAGCUGGCGCAGCAGAUAUUCGAGCACGACCGGUCAUUCAAAGCCUUUGGAAUGAAAGUGCCGAUUGGAGCGACGCGGUUCUCGGGAGCUAUUCUUGCUAAUGCGAUUAAACAAUCACUGAAGGAUCUGGGCUUCGACGAAAAUGAGCCGAUGUGGGACGGGGCGCUUUUUGAGGAGGUUGAAGAAAAUUCCACUUUGCGAAAUGCCAGUAUCUGGGCUGAUGCAACGCCGGAUCUGAUCGUCACGCAAAGUCCUGUAGCCACGAUGAAGAACCAUGAAGGUGAUUUGCCGUCUGGACCACUCACAUCUCGCAACGGCAACGCAUCGCGGCCUGAAUCGACAUUGUACAGCGAUAGUCCCCUUUCGCCAAAACCAUUGCCUCUACGGAGCGAUACAUGGAAGCUGCAUCCGCGUCAAUCUGUUCAUCGAAAAGCAAACGCAGCUGGUUGUCGCGGGUUUGUGCUUACAUCGCUCAAGAACGCGUUAGGUCUUCCCAGGAUACUCUCGACGUACGACCCCAACGAUCAAACGACUCGCAUCUGGGAAGCUCUUCGAGCGACGUCUGCAGCGCCGACGUUCUUCGAAGAGAUGCAGUUUGGCACGCCUAAAGUCACGUACCUCGACGGUGGUGUAGGCUUCAACAACCCUUGCGCCGAAGUCGAUUACGCAGCCAAAGCGCUUUGGGAAGGGCGUUCGAUCGGCGUGAUUGUGUCGGUAGGCACUGGUCUGCAAAGUCUGUCGAGCGUGAAGAAGAUGGCGACCUGGCUGCCGUUUGGUCUUGGGACCGACAUCUCCCUGGCGACAGCGCUGGCUGGGAUGGCGACUAGCACCGCCCGCGUUGACAACGAGAUGAGGCGCAUGUACAGCAAUAGUGACACUCGAUAUUACCGCUUCGAUGUGGACCGCGGACUCGCUAAUAUCAGCCUCGAGCAGUGGAUGAAGGAGGACGAGAUGGCUAGUCUGACGGAGCAGUACAUGCAGGAUGGCGAACAGGUACGGAGAGCGAAAGAGUUUGGCGAAAUGGUGGCGAAACUUUCUGCGCUGCCACCUAAAUUUGAGAUUGCGCCCACGCUUUUUAGGAUUGGUAUCGAUGGACAUGGGCUCAGGGAUGACAGCUUCCGUCUUGUGCAAGUCGAUUUCAAGACUGGGAUGCUUCUCGGCGUUGCAAGCCACCUCGAGGAUCUACCACGCAUGUCGAAGUUCCGCAGUUCAUCGCCCUCAGGUGAAGGCGGCCUUGCAGUGGACGAAAACGGGGGUCUGAGGAAGAUAUAUCCUGUGGCGGAGGACCUAGAUCAUGAUGGUCGGCGUGAGGAGGCAGCGGUACAUCAGUGCAUCAAAGCCGACAACAUCUGCGUACGCGACAUCAAGACAGGUAUACCGCCAGGCAAGUACAAGGUGCAAUUCAUCGUCGCAUUCCACGAUGCCAAAUACACACCACCGCGCGAUCUUGUUUUCAGCGUUGGAAGGCCCUUCGAUGCGAGUACCUUCAAGAGCCGCUUCGUAGACGUCAAGAUCACGCCAGACGUUGCAGCGGUCCUUUUGCAUCCGGAUGCAGUACGUGUAAGAGUAGGGAAGAAGAGGUAUGAGGAAAACAAGGGUAAGGGAUGGGUGGAAGUUGAGGGUGAUAUCGAGGUAAACGUGGGGCUGGAAGGUGCACUGGGUUUCAUUGUGAGCAAGAGAUACCAAGAAAGUGUCUUCGUUGAUGGAUGGAGCUUUGGAGGCGUGCGACUCGAACCUGUCUUUGGUACACAGCCGGUGAGUUCGCCGAGGAUCUGGACAACAAGCUGA